Molecule: messenger RNA, 768 nt
Organism: Mytilinidion resinicola
Lineage: Eukaryota; Fungi; Ascomycota; Dothideomycetes; Mytilinidiales; Mytilinidiaceae
Product: Rho GTPase activation protein
Exons: 3
Biological process (GO): signal transduction; activation of GTPase activity; regulation of fungal-type cell wall organization
Cellular component (GO): cell cortex
Molecular function (GO): GTPase activator activity
Source: RefSeq, a predicted model, not a curated record
AUUGCUGCCAGCAAGCAGGAAUCCUCUGGAACUAGCCGUAGGGAUCUUGGUUCCUGGUGGAAGAAAUUCCAAGGUCAAGCUCAUGCUGAGGCACCUGGAAAGAAUGAAUAUAGAAUAUUCGGUGUUGCUCUUGAUCAAAGUAUAAUGUAUGCCAAUGUCGCUAUCUCAUUAUUCAACGAAGCAGGAGAAAGCUACAUUUACGGUUAUGUCCCAAUCAUCGUCGGAAAGUGUGGGGUGUUCCUCAAGGGGAAAGCUACGGGUGUAGAGGGCAUAUUUGUUACGCCUGGCCAGCAAGAACGAGUGCAAGAGUUGAAAGUAGUCUUCCACAGUCCAGAGCGGUACGGAAAAGGGUUUGACUGGGCAGGAUACUCUGUCCAUGAUGCCGCUAGCACCUUGAUACUCUUCUUAGAGAAUUUGCCAGAACCCGUCAUCCCAUAUGAAUGGUUUAAGGCAUUUGACACCGCCAUGCCGAAUGAAUGGCGUAGGGUAAUGGAGACCAUAGAAGAAUACCAGUCGCUCAUUCGAAGAAUGCCUGCGCCUCAUAGGCAGCUACUGCUCUAUCUGCUAGAUUUCUUUGUGGUCUUUGCUGCUAAGAGCGAUUACAACAAGGCGACAUGCUCUGUCUUAGCAUCUAAAUUCCAGCACGGCAUUCUGCGGAGACACGACGACGUUCAAGACCAUUCAAACGAAUAUGAAACGAGUUACAACAAGCGAGUCAGCCAAGGUAUUUUAGUAUUCCUAAUCGAAAACCAGGACCAUUUUCUCAUC